Aureobasidium pullulans EXF-150 is the source of this 865-nucleotide messenger RNA. RefSeq lists its product as uncharacterized. The transcript has a single exon. The record is from RefSeq and is a predicted model, not a curated record. NCBI's taxonomy places the organism in Eukaryota, Fungi, Ascomycota, Dothideomycetes, Dothideales, Saccotheciaceae. The coding region runs from base 59 to 739 and encodes 226 amino acids.
AAAAACAUCUAAACAACAACCCUUUUUUCACCACACAAUCGUUAUAUCAGCCGUCAAGAUGCGCUUCAACCUUCCCACCGUUCUCCUCGCCAACCUGGCCCUCAGCAGUGCUGCCGCCAUCCCCAAGCCCGUCGUUCAAGAACGCGGUCUCCUCGGAUCCCUCCUCCAGACUCUCGGCUGCCUGACUGGUCAGAACGCCAAGUCCGCCGAUGCUGGCCACGCUUCCUGGAUUGGCAACGACGGUGACUACGUUACCGAGUUCAGCAACGAGUCUGGUGAGGACCUCGUCCUUGUCAUGUGGGGCCCCGUCGGCUCCUGGGUCAACGUCCAGGCUCCCCUGAUCACCUACGAAAUCACCAACGGCAGCUCUGUCAACGUUUCCACUGCUACUGGUACCUCUGGCGGCUGGGCCGCCCUCUACGAGGACACCAAGAUGGUCAACGGACAAGUCAGCAACACUUGGGGUGAAUUCACCUACAACGGCCAAUACUCCACCGUCGAUGUCUCCCGUCUCGUCAACAUGAACGGCCGCAACAUGUCCAUCUCUGGCGCCGAGUGUGUCUCCGACAUGGAGCAGUGCGUCUUCACCUGCGACUCUGGCGACUCUUGCGAGUUCGGUUACACCCUCGAGAACUGCUCUUCCCAGAAGGGUGCCGAGUCUGGCAUGUAUGCCGGUGCUGCCAGCGGUGGCUGCCUCGUUGGCCAGGACAACACCUUCAUCAAGACCGUCUUCUCAUAGAUGCGAAAGAAACAAUUUCACGACCGACUGGAUCUUCGUCCGAAAAACAACAACCAACCAAAACGACCUCUCUUUCAAAGCUUCAUGUACAUAACCCUUUACAUUCUCUUCUUGGAUAUCACUCUU